CAGUGUCUACAAAUUUCCGCACGGUGCGGCGCACGUAUUGAUAGUGUCUGGUGGUGGACGUACGUAUGCUUAACAAUUUCCAGCUAAUACUUAUUACUUUACUGGAACUCUAUUUUCAACUCCUUCUUCUUUUUUCAUCAGUCGCGACACUUGUGACAUCUGGGGCCCUACCGCGAAAAUAUAAGUUCGCAAAUUGUGGGCAUCUUUCCCCGUCACUCUAAUUACGCCUUCAUUGGAGUAAAAGGGUAAGAUGGGCGAAAUUUGUGAAUUUCGAAGAAAACUGAUGUAUGGAGUUAGAAUCUUUACUCACGUAGUGAUUAUAUGCUCUUUGUCUUUACUUAUAUGUAUUAUAUUUCUCUAAUUCGCAAAGUACUGGGGGCCUACCGCGAAAACAGAAAUUCCCAAAUUGCGGGGAUCUUUCUCUUUUACUCUCACUAAAACGUAAUUAGAGUGACAGAGAAAAAUGCCCGCAAUUGACGAAUUUCGAUUUUCCCGGUAGCCGCCCUGGUUCCGUGUGCAAGAACUUCUCGUGUUUGAAAUAUCCGGUCGUUUCUGAACGUACCUUUGUGUUUUUACAUCGUACAUCACUACGCUUGGCUCUUGGCUAGCUUUAGCUGUCACUGUUGGAGUCGAGAUUAAAAUUUUAAUGGUUUUAUUUUAUAGAUUUUUAUAAUUUAUACCCAAAAUAAUUAAUAUAAACUGACCAAAGACCUUAUUUAAAAGUGUGUGAUCUUCGCCCGUUAAGAUACAGGCAUCCGUAUCUCCGAUUUAAAUGUAAAUUCUACUUUGAAAGGCACAAUGGAAGUUACCCAACCGGAGUGUAAUGUUACAUUCAAUUUCCCUUAGAAGAAACACUGCAACAUCAUGAACUGCAGUGAUGAAACUGCUACCAAGACUGAUUACUAAUAAAACAAUGUGCUUAUAAAUAAAACACAAAAGGCAGCUAAUUUAAUGGUAAAUCUUCUACAAUGGCAGAAUAUGUCUGCGAUUACUGCACCCGCACAUUCACCAGAAAGUACAAUCUCGAAACACAUAUAGAGAACUGCCACAUCAACUCCACAUGCUACUGCGAGAUAUGCGACACCAGGUUCGGAAGCCCGGCCGGCCUCCAGCUCCAUCUCAGCCGAGGGCACAACCGAUUCAUGCAACCUUACCCCGAGUGUGACAUCUGCGGACGAAUCUUCACUAGAAAACAAAAUGUAGUCUCACACAUGGUCACCGUUCACCUCCAAGGCGUCGGGCCUCAGAUACAGUGCCCCACUUGUGGCAAGACAUUUACAACGGAAAGGAACCUGAAGAGACAUGUAAACCAACUACAUAACCCUGAUGUUCAAUACCCAACCUGUGACUACUGCAAAAGGUCCUUUAAAGGCAAACACUCCCUAUUAGCUCAUAUACAGGCAACUCAUAACAUUUUAAAAGGAAUUAUCAAAUGCCAUCUAUGUGAAAAAGUAUACACAAAUAACAGGAAUCUGAAGCGACAUAUAGAAAUGUAUCAUGGGGAAAAAGGAGAGUUCAGAUGUACGCUGUGCCCUAAAGUUUAUACAUCGAAUCAAAGCUUGCGUCGGCACGCCCGAACCAGACAUAAUACGGACCAAGAAUAUAAAACAGACCUUAAUAUGGAACAGGAUACUACAGAUUAUUAUAAUUAUGACUUUAAGGUGCAGCUUCAAGAAAUCAAUUGCGAAUAUUGUGAACAGUAUUUUGAUGACGAACCUACUUUACGCCGGCAUGUCAAAUCCGAUCAUACUUUUAAGAUGUUCUAUGAGUACUGCAGAAAUUCCUUGCUAAAACAGAUGGGGAAGAGUGAGAAAGAAAGCUUUUAUAAUUGCGAGAAUUGCAACAGUGUGUUUAACUCUGUCUACGAACUUAAAGACCACAUGAGAACCAGUCACGAUAGAGAAUAUUCACUGUCAACCUGUAAUGUUUGCUUCUCCAAGUUUUACAGCAAAGAAACCAUGUUUGAGCAUAAAAAGAUUUGCCUUCCACCGCCAAAUGUAAACCACUGCAACUAUUGCGACAAAUUAUUUACAGACAUCUCAAGUCUAGAGUUUCAUAUUAGGAUUUUCCAUCCCCAAGCCCAAAUAGCUGACAAUGAUGUGUCUUCAACUAACCCGGAAGAGUCUGAGGCUGGUUUUAAAUGUCCUCACUGCGAUAGGAUGUAUUACAGUGAUCGCUCUUUAAAGCACCAUAUAAAACUCAAACACACCACCGAUGAAGCUGUAGGUUGCGGUUUAUGUGGGAAAAUCUGUAAUAACAAAUAUUAUCUAGCAUCUCACAUCAAAAUUGUACACAACAACGACUCCUGGUCGAAGUGUGACUAUUGUGAGAAACAAUUUAAAUCUAAAAGGAAUAUUCGUCGUCACAUUGAGUAUACACAUUUAGGCAUGCAGCGCUAUAAAUGUAUCGAAUGUGAGACACUUUUUAAAGAGAAACGGAGCCUCAGAAAGCAUGUCCGGACUAAACAUCCCAACUCAACAGUAUUCCCGCAGUGUCAUAUCUGUUACAAGCGCUUCGAAUCUGCAAAGUCCUGUAAGAUUCAUCUCAAACUACUCCAUUCCUUCAACAUGAACACAUACCCCUGCGAUCGCUGCUCUGUAUCCUUCAGCUCCAAUGAAGCAUUAUCAAUACAUCUUCAAACGAAACACUUAGCUAAAGACCAGAUCUUCAAAUGCGAACCAUGCAACCUAGUUUUCACGGGACAGGACAAAUUCGAACAACAUAACGAAAUAUUUCACGUAAUACCAAACGUAACACAAAAGAUUCUACCCUGCUGCAUAUUAUGUAUGAAGGAUUUCAGUACGCGAAAAACGUUAAAGCGUCAUAUCAAGAAAUUCCAUAAUGAUUUCGACGCAGAAGAACUAGCGACAUAUGGGUCUAAGAAACGCAUGUUUAAUAUAGAAUGCGAGGAAUGUAUUCAGAAUUUCAACAACGAUUUUUACUUAGAUAUAUAUCAGAAGUGGAAACAUUUGAAAGAUUCUAUUGUUUUUAAGUGUGAGAGCUGUUCAUCUUCUUAUAACUGCUUGGAAUAUUCCAUACAAAGGCAUAAGACGACCAAUAUGGAAGCAUGUAAGAGCAAGAUGAUAUUAAGUGAGUUGUGUACUGCGGAGAUGAGCGAUGAGGCUUCUAAUAGUGGUUGGGUGGAGUCGGUGGAAGCGGAGAGCACUACAGGAGAUAUAAAUGUGAAGGAAGAGCCUAUGGAGGUGGAAGAUAUUGUCAAGACUGAACCUAUGUCGCCAUGAAUAUAAAAUUGAUUAUAAUCAGGGCAAACGCAACUGUAUAUAGUAGAAUAGAGUUAACUUUUACAAAACAACUGUACUGACUGUAUCUCAGAAACCUAUUUAAGGCAAUAAUUAGUAUUAUAAUUAUAAAAAUUAAGAAUUUAGAAUCUAUUUAAGAUCAUACAUAUUUUUAUUUACAUUUCGUAUUUUUAAAUUAAUAUACUUAUUCUCACUUUUAUCUUACAAUCAGAGACGAGUUAAAAAAAAGAUUUGUCAUUUGUAAAGUCUACACAAAUGGGGCAUUUUAUCCAGCUCUAAGUUCAAUAAAGGUUUUUUUUUCAAUGGAUAAGAGCUUUUAAUACCUUCCUUAAUUUAGUAACUGUCGAGCAAUACGUAGAAGUGGCGUCUCUUUUGUGCAGAGAUUGUAAGUCUUUAUUAUUUACUUGUCUUUGUGCGUGUAGUAUUUAAGAAGGCAGCAGAUACAUGGUGUUUUUGUAAACUUCGUUAACUGGGGUAUGGCUAGUAAACUGCAAAGCUUAGCUUGGUCUGACUGCCUGCGGUGGCAGCAUGGUUGCAUUUUUAUCGCUUGUCACUAUGCCUAUCACUUUCGCACUUUUUAGGGGUCAUCCAUUAAUUACAUCAUACGAAUUUCUAGGUUUUUACCCCUCCCUCCUUGACACACUUGGUCACAUUUUGCAAACCACUACCCCCUGGUGUGAUGUCACAUAUUUGACAAAUUUGUUUUCAACGAAAUCGGCAAUAUAAAUAGGUAUUACAGUUUUAAUAAAAAAAUAUUUUUGUAAAGAAAUAUUAGUAAUUUUAUAAAACAAUACCAAUUAGGAAAGAAAAUUAAACGAUUUUCGUUCCAAAAACUCAUCAAUUAACUGUAAAA
Cydia pomonella (codling moth) is the source of this 4113-nucleotide messenger RNA. RefSeq names its product zinc finger protein 888-like. Gene Ontology annotation, molecular function: RNA polymerase II cis-regulatory region sequence-specific DNA binding; DNA-binding transcription factor activity. NCBI's taxonomy places the organism in Eukaryota, Metazoa, Arthropoda, Insecta, Lepidoptera, Tortricidae. Gene Ontology annotation, biological process: regulation of transcription by RNA polymerase II. The record is from RefSeq and is a predicted model, not a curated record. Bases 969 to 3242 code for a protein of 757 amino acids. The transcript is spliced from 2 exons.